CUCUUCACUCUGGACUCUGUGAAGAAGAAACAACAUGGCGGCCUCCUGAUGUUUUCUGGUUCGGGUCACGCUGUCGUUGAACACAAACUGUAUAAUUUGACUCAGAGACAUGAUUCCAGAGGCGGCGCGGUGCCUGAGAGCUGCGGGCGGAGGGUGGACUAGAGCCGGGCUGUUGGCAGAGGCGAGGCCGCUGACAGGACAGGGACGAGCCCGGGGACACCUCAGCCCCAGGAGACACUUCAGCCUCCAUCGCAGCCUCGCAGCCCGGGCUCCUCCUACUAAAGUGCCCCGGGAGAAGGUGCACAUCCCGGGCCUGGAGAGGAUCACUUACGCCGACAGGAUGCACUAUGUCCCGGGGCUGGCCGCCCCGCAGAGCCCGCGGUGGGAGAGAGACUAUAAAGACCCGCACAGAUACCGCAGCCCCCCGCGGUGCGACAUGCGCAUGCGCAGAGACCAGCCCUGCUACGUCAUCCACCAGAGGACCAACGUGCUGGAAGGUGUUCCUCAGGCCUUGUGGUUGACCAAAACCAAACUCAUCGAUGCUCUGCCUCCUCGGCUGCUCUCAUUGGCUCAGGGUCUGGCCAAUCAGAUCCCGGAUCAGGACGAGCGAGUAAAGAACGCCAUAAAACACGCUCGCUUCUGGGACACGACUGAGCCCAAACCUGUGCAGGAACGAUACAGUAAAGUCCUUCUUCAGAACCUGCUCCACCUGUGCGCCGGGCUGCUCCCCUCUCACCCGGCGCUUGGACGACGGAUCCUCGCGGAGCAGCACUCUCUGGCAGCGACGUGGAAAAGAGGAGACGACCUGUUCCAGAUCCGGGGGCUGAACGGUCUCCUGGUCACCAGCAUGGACCCUCUGCCGCCGCAGUGUGAGCCUCAGGACGUAGAGGGCACCAGAGAGCUCAUCCUGGACUCGUUCUACCCCGUGUCCCCCACCAUCGACCUGCAGCAAGUCGACGUCUACCACCUCCUCAAGAACUGCACAGGUUUCAGGGAGGGUUUCCCGUUUCCUCACGCUCACACACUCUUCUUCCACGACCAGAAGAGCUCACGCUGUUCUCUACGGCCGGAACAGUUCAGAGCCAAGAUGGUCAUGUUCGCCUUCGGGAACGCCUUGGCACGGGCGCAUCUGCAGUACGGGCUGGAGCCCCGGGGCCUGCUGGAGCGCCCGGUCGUGGUCCAGGCUGUGGGCACCAACGGACGCUACUUCCACUUCCUGGUUUUCCAGCUCAACACCACAGAUUUAUCGGAGGACGGCGGCGUGAAGAACCUGGUUUGGAUGGACAAGGAUCAGGAGCUGUACGAAUACGCAAAAGUGCGACCGCUCAUCAAGAAGAAAGAAGUACAGGUCGCCGCUGGAUUGGAAGGAUUCAACCCACAGACUUUCCACAAGUUUCUGUCUCUGUAUCUGAACGGAGCUGUGUAGAACUGAGCUCCACGACCACAACAUUUAAAUAUAUUUAUACGGACGAACAGACGGAGGAACAGACGGAGGAACAGACGGAGGAACAGACGGAGGAACAGACGGACGAACAGACGGACGAACAGACGGAGGAACAGACGGAGGAACAGACGGACGAACAGACGGAGGAACAGACGGAGGAACAGACGGAGGAACAGACGGAGGAACAGACGGAGGAACAGACGGAGGAACAGACGGACGAACAGACGGAGACUGUGGAUGAUUCAAUAAACACAAAUACAAAUAUGUG
Molecule: messenger RNA, 1712 nt
Organism: Periophthalmus magnuspinnatus
Lineage: Eukaryota; Metazoa; Chordata; Actinopteri; Gobiiformes; Gobiidae
Gene: mrpl37
Product: mitochondrial ribosomal protein L37
Exons: 8
Coding region: 110-1426 (438 amino acids)
Biological process (GO): translation
Cellular component (GO): ribosome; mitochondrion
Molecular function (GO): structural constituent of ribosome
Source: RefSeq, a predicted model, not a curated record